Messenger RNA from Esox lucius (northern pike), 3324 nucleotides. RefSeq names its product retinoblastoma-like protein 2. The transcript has 14 exons. Bases 275 to 2260 code for a protein of 661 amino acids. The record is from RefSeq and is a predicted model, not a curated record. Gene Ontology annotation, biological process: negative regulation of G1/S transition of mitotic cell cycle; regulation of transcription by RNA polymerase II; cell differentiation. Gene Ontology annotation, molecular function: RNA polymerase II transcription regulatory region sequence-specific DNA binding. Gene Ontology annotation, cellular component: chromatin; nucleus; transcription regulator complex. NCBI's taxonomy places the organism in Eukaryota, Metazoa, Chordata, Actinopteri, Esociformes, Esocidae.
GGCAUGUCUGUGUGUCAGUUGUGAGGCAAUAUGGGCUGAGCUUCAACUUCCUCUCCUUUUCAGUGCAGUUACACCACUGCUGCUGCUUCUUGCUCGUGGACUUGGAGUGGCGCUCACUGCAGCUCACCCAACCAGAGCCUGAGCUGGGACUCCAAGCCUCUACUAAAAAGAUCCUUCUCUGGAGGAUCUCUAUGGAACAUGUGUUCUCUGCCACUCCGCUGACAAGCUGAGAUACACUCAGUCAGCAGGGUGCUCUGAGUGUGCGGAGGUCACCAUGGCAACUCUGCUGCAGGACUUGCUAAGUGGUUCGAGACAUGGACCCAGUGACAGUCUGGCCAGCACAUUCAGGUCCUGUGCCAGAAACCCAAGUGAGACCAUCUCCACUAGACUGAGAGGCAUGCUGGACACGUUCUACCAGCACUACAAGGAACCAGGGGAAGAGAACUGUUAUCUGGACAGAGAGAGAGGAGUGAGGUUCUCCCACCAGGCAGGGGCUCUGUACUACAGGGUUCUCGAGGCUGUCAUCAAUCAAGAGAGGUUGAGGCUGAGGGCCAAGGAUCUCUCAGGGAUUCUGGAGCAUGACCUGUUCCAGCGCUCUCUAGUGGCCUGUUGCCUGGAGAUGGUCAUGUUUUCCCAUCAGCCAACAGACAGUUUCUGUUUUCCCUUGGUCAUCGAAAUCUUCAGCCUGGCUCCAUACUACUUCUACAAGGUGAUUGAGCCAGUUCUGCGAGCUGAGGAGGGCUUGCCCCCACGUGUGGUCAGACACCUGAAUGAUAUAGAGGAGCAGGUCCUGGAGAGCCUGGCCUGGAGGAGAGACUCUCCACUGUGGGAAAACAUCAGAAAUACCCAAGAGCACGUACCAGCCUGCCAACAGGUGAUGCCACCACAAUACCUAGAGGACACAGACAAGGAGAGCAAGGCAUCUGCUAACCCUUCACACCCGACCCCAAGCUGUGUGAGUGGUCCCCAUGGAGACCGCCUCAACUCCCCUAUCACCCUGGACGAUCGCUACGGCUCACCUCCUGUUGGCUCCGACGUAGUCGUUGGGUGUGCCACACCAGUCAGGCCACCGCCGCCCCCCUCCGUCAUAGUGACCGCAAAGACUGUGGUCACCGUGGCAUCAGCCACAGUCACAACCAACAACGGCCAGUCGGUCACCAUACCUGUUCAAGGCCUUGUCAAUGACCGGGGUGGCAUUACAUUGAUCCCAGUGCAUCUCAGCAUUGUACGUCAGCCCGUUCAUCUACAGCAGAUGUCCAGCGCCAGCAAACAGCAGCCCCAGGCCUCGGUUCCAAAUAAACCUCAGAGGGGCGGCUCUCUUUCACUGUUCCUCCGCAAGGUCUACCACCUGGCGAGCAGGCGUCUCAGAGACAUCUGUGUUAAACUGGGAAUCUGUGAGGAGCUACGGCUGAAGAUCUGGACCUGCUUUGAAUACGCCCUAGUUCACUGCACCGACCUGAUGCUGGAUCGACACCUGGACCAAAUACUCAUGUGUGCCAUCUAUAUAAUGACCAAGGUAACCAAAGAAGACAUGACCUUCAAGCAUAUCAUGAAGUGCUACAAGGCUCAGCCUCAUGCAAGUAAAAGUGUAUAUAGGAGUGUUCUCAUAGGCAGAAACACAAGCAGUUCACAAAAUUCUCCUGGAGGAUUAAGCAGGGAAAACAACUCUGAAGACUCUAGCAGUAGCUUGCUUAUCUCCCAGGCCCCUCCAACACAACCUACAGUGCCCAGAACUCUAUUUAGACCAGGCCAGGAAGAGAGAGGACAUCUGAUCUGCUUUUACAACAUCGUCUUUAGCAAACAGAUGAAACACUUUGCCCUGCGCUACUCCCUCAGCUCUCUGACCACAGCUGGGGUUGAAACCCCUCCUCUUUCGCCAUACCCCUGCCAAUGUAUUGGAGCCCCGCGCAGAUUCCGCCCUCACAACCACCAUUCCCUUUACAUCUCCUCUUACAAGCCCAGCACGCCCCCCUCCACUCCACACUCCCCCUGCCCUGGGGUCCUUUACUACAUCAGCAGGAGCCCCUCAGAGCGCCUGCAAGAGAUCAACAACAUGAUCAGGACAGGCGUGUCUUCCACUAAGCGCGGUAGAACCCAGCAUGAGGAGGGUGAGGAGGAUUGUGGUCCGCUGGUGAAGAGACCCUGUCAGAAGAGGCCGUCAGCCUGGCAGCGACGUCUCAGGGACAUGGUUAAUGUCCAAGCCCGGAGCAGGGCGCAGAACCAGCAACACGCCCAGUCCAGUGCCAAAGCACAGCACUAGACAACAGCAACACAAUGGGACACAUUCAUGCUAUGUCACUUACUUUGUCUUACUGUCAUGUGUCAUAUUUUCGCCUUCCGUUAGCACCAAGGCUUCCGUAAGAAAAACCUGUUGCCAGACAAUGUGACUGGCAGCAUUUUAUUUUCCAGAAUUAUUUUGCCAAGAUGGAUAAAACUGUUGGAAAGACGUUCUUACAACAUAACAUUAUAUUGGAGGCACCCCAAAAAAUCCUAUUGCAUAGUCACAGCCAAAUCAUACAUUUUUAAUAGAGAAAUACACAUAUAGCCUACACAGCAAUAAAUACAAGCUGUUUGAAUUUUACAUACAUACAGCUAUUUGUGUAGGCCAAUGUAAUGCAUUUAGUCUAGAACAAAUUGAAAAUCAAACCAACAAUUGCCUGAAAAACAGGGGCAGCAUCAAACCCAGCUUUUGGGUAUCAGGAUGUUUUUUGUUUAGCCAGGAGUGUCUUGCAAGCUAGAAAUGAACUCUGCUGGUGUUAUUAAACGUACGCAACGGGACAGGAUGAGUGCUUUGUUUUCACACCAUGCACUAGCUUGGCAUAUCAGCGCCUGUUCAAGGUGAGCUACUGCUGUUGUGAAAUAGAAACUACCUAAUUCUUUCGAGCACCAUGCGAUGGCUGAACCGUCGUCAACGUUAGACCAUUGGACACGACUCGCAGAAAGUUUGCUGAACAUUUUGGGCAGCAACGCAAUUAUCCAGAAUGCAUUGAUUCUCUACAGAUGUGGCAUGCCGCUUUUAUCAAAAUAGAGAAUAAUUUCCGCUGAGCUUAUUAUGUGUCAAUUAUAGGCAACCAAAUAUUAACUAGCUAGCUGCUUGCUAACCUAACCAUAUGUUUUUUUAGACUUAAUAGACUUUUAUUGUCUUGAGGUCAGAAUGGCCCAAUCGUCCCUUAUCAGUCCCAUUUUCUCAUGAGAAUUCAACACAAUAAAGAUUGUGAAAACAGGUUACAUAACAUGCUUUAUUACAAGCCCUUUACUUUGGACUAUGUAGUUCCUAAUUUCAAUCCGUUAUGAUAUUAAACACAAUUCCAUACAUUUCUAUUA